This is a messenger RNA of Penicillium samsonianum, 384 nucleotides long. RefSeq names its product SEC61-beta family protein. Gene Ontology annotation, biological process: intracellular protein transport. The record is from RefSeq and is a predicted model, not a curated record. Gene Ontology annotation, cellular component: Sec61 translocon complex. The transcript has 2 exons. NCBI's taxonomy places the organism in Eukaryota, Fungi, Ascomycota, Eurotiomycetes, Eurotiales, Aspergillaceae. Bases 1 to 384 code for a protein of 127 amino acids.
AUGCACCACCAGGCCUCCCCCCGCCCAGCAUCUCCCCUGGCCUCAGGCGCCGAGUCCGGCCCUGACUCAAAGUCCGGUGCCGCCGCAGCCACCGGCACCUCCGUCGGCCGUCCCUCCUCUCCCUCGACCCCCGGCGGUCCUCGUGCUGCCAUGCGCCGCCGUGCCACCGCCGACCACAAGGAGACCCUUCGCAAUGCCCGUCCCAGCUCCACCCGCUCCGCCGGCGCCGGUGGCUCGUCCGGAACCAUGCUCAAGCUGUACACCGACGAGAGCCCCGGUCUGCGCGUCGACCCCGUUGUUGUCCUGGUCCUGAGUCUGGGAUUCAUUUUCUCGGUUGUUGGUCUGCACGUCAUCGCCAAGAUCACCCGCAAGUUCUCUGCUUAA